Molecule: messenger RNA, 4597 nt
Organism: Physella acuta
Lineage: Eukaryota; Metazoa; Mollusca; Gastropoda; Physidae
Product: NAD(+) hydrolase SARM1
Biological process (GO): response to axon injury; signal transduction; negative regulation of MyD88-independent toll-like receptor signaling pathway
Cellular component (GO): dendrite
Molecular function (GO): NAD+ nucleosidase activity; protein binding; signaling adaptor activity
Source: RefSeq, a predicted model, not a curated record
CAGUAGCGACACACGUGACCCUAAAUCCUCACAUUUUUGCGACCAGGCUAAUAAUAGCUCUGACCCAGAUAGCCCAUGCAGCCUUGAAGGCACAGAUGGUUGCCUUGACCCCGAGAAAGGUCUGAACAUCAACUCGUUGCAGAUGUACCUGAAGGAGCUAUACACCCUAGACAGCACUGACACUAUCUACGAGGACUACGCCGAGGCCGAGGACAGUCUAGCUUACAGCUAUGAGGACAGUGUAGCUUACAGCUAUGAGGAAUACGACAACGUCGAUCCUCAACACCGCUCCGGGCAAUUUUCGGAAGAGCCGGAGUACUUCGAGGGGGGCUACACUCACCCCGGGGCUUUUGGGUUGUACAGCUUUCAGCCCGAGGGACACCUGGGGACCAUUUUCGAGAUGGACGAAGACGACCCGGCGUGCGGGGAGUGCGCAUGUCACGACGGCCAUGUUUGCUCGAGCUGCCGGCUGAGGCAGGCCGAGAACGACCACGAGAUCUCGCCGGCCGACGUGGACUACACGCUGUCCAACUCGGAGUCAUGUGACAGCGACCUCAGCCGGUUCCGGGGCACGCGGGAGAACAGCUCCAACACGAUCAGCGAGGACGUCAGUUCCGCCGAGUCGAUGGAUUGCGACUCGUUAGAAGAAGACGCCGAGGACGCGCCCAAAUACAAAGCUGUGAAGAAAGUUUCUGGUCCUCGUAAAACAACAGGUCACCAGUCUACGGGUCACCAACCCUCGGGUCACCAACCCACCUCCCCGCUCUACCCUCGACCUCACGACCCGGAAAAUGAAUCGCCUCCCAUGAGUUCUUGCGUGAAAAAAGACGAGCACUCGGAAUUCCUCCCAGCCAAUCGCGUUGUUUCACCAGCAGACGAUCCAAUGACCUUGGGUCAAGCCCAGCCAAUCGACACUGCAGCAGCCGCCACCAAAGGAAAAGAGAAAGCCUGGAAGGAAGCGGAGGAUGCUGGGAUGGGCACGAACGUGAACCCUGCUCGCAGGCUGCAACAGAACUUCCAUCUAGACCUCGCCACAGGGGGCUUGACGGACGAGGCCGAGGACGAGGAGCAGAACCUUCUCGAGAGCCCGGGCUCAGGGCUCCACCGCAUUUCGUCCGAAUCGACUUUUCAGCAGAGUGACCUGGAUUCGAACCGCCAGCACGACCCGUACAGGAUGUUGGAGAGGUCACAGUCUGAUGCCAGCCUGCUCAAGAGGGACCUGGAGCUGCUGCCUGACAAUGACGAGGUCCACCUGACGGCCGCCGAGUCCAGCAGUGUACAGAACAUCAGCGAGUGUAACCGGGUCUACCUGGACCUGUCACGUGCUGAGGCUUUCGAGAGGGUGGAGCUUGGCGAGACUUCCGGUUCCAUGAUGAGGACAGCUUCCGGUCGUCUGCUGGAGACCAUCCCACAGGACGAAGAGCUCAAGACGGGCGACCUGAGCUACGUCUACGCCACGCAUCGAUCUUUUUCCCAGGAGAGUUCCUCAAGCAUGGAGGACCUCACGUUCUGCUCCAAGAGCAAAAGCAAAGAAAAAUUCAAAGCGUGUGGCAAGUCAGCCAGUGUCAGCAGUACAUCUGUCAGUGACAGCAACAGCCUGAGUUCAAAGUCCAACCUGAGGUCCAGCUUUCAGAUCUACUCACACUCUCUUAAACAGAAGGUACGACAGCUACAGAUGGGUUCCAUUCCAGAACAACUCAACGCUCUCACUGAAUUAAACGUCCUCAUGGAGCAGGCGUGGUCCAUGCCCAUAUAUGGCAAAGACUUGGCUUAUGAGUUGUGUGACAUUCUGCGCACGGAGAGUGCGUUGGACAUUAUUGUCAGCAACUUGGCUUCCAGCAACAGGGAACUGAUGAAAGCUAGUGCCAGACUACUGGAGCAGUCACUGACCACAUCAAACAGGCGACAAGUGUCAGAGAAUGGCCUUGAACUUGUGGUGAAGAUGACCCAUGAUGCACGUGGAGACUGCGAGCUGGCCCAGACCUGCACCGGAAUCCUGGAAAGUCUGUUCAAGACAUCGGAAGACACCUGUGCCAAGGUGAUCAAGCUCGGUGGCCUUGACACGAUCACCUACUGGUGCAGGUGUAACGACCGGGUGACACUGAAAAACUGCGCCAUCGCCCUGUCGAACCUGGCGCUGUACGGUGGGGGAGAGAACCAGCAGGAGAUGGCCAAGCACAAAGUCCCAGAGUGGUUGUUCCCCCUGGCCUUUGUUGAGGAUGACAGUGUGCGCUACUACGCGCUGCUGGCUAUCGGUGUUCUUGUGUCCAAUAAGGAGAUUGAGAACGCUGUCAUCAGCUCCGGAACCCUGGCCUUGGUCCUGCCUUUCAUAGACUCGCACGACCCAGCGGAGUUUGCUGAGAGGGAUAUGUCACACCGGCACGGUCGCUCCCCUGGGUGGUUGAAGCGGUUAAUUCCAGUCCUGUUUAGCAAAAGGGAAGAGGCGCAAGCUCUUGCUGCUUUUCAUUUUGUCAUGGAGGCAGGGAUCAAAUCAGAGCAAGGCAGGAAGGAGGUUUUGUAUAAAAUUGAGGCAGUAGAGCCACUGAAAUGGCUGGCAAGUACACCAAAUAGGGUGGCGUCAAAGUUGGCAGCACAGGCUUUGAAGAUCAUCGGAGAGGAAGUUCCCCACAAGUUGUCUCAACAAGUUCCCCUCUGGACCUGUGAUGAUGUUGUCCACUGGAUAGCUCAGGUGGGCUUCAGUUCCUACUCUGACAGUUUUCAAAGGUGUCAGGUUGAUGGUGACCUGUUGCUUCGAUUGACUGAAGAAGAGCUGAUGGAAAGUAUCAACAUGACUUGUGCCAUCACAAGGAAAAGGUUUCUCCGUGAGCUGCGAGAUCUCAAGAUUUCCUCAGACUACACUUCCUGUGACCCAAGCAUGCUGGGGGCAUGGCUGCGUGAUGUCAGCGAGGACAUGUCACAAUACACCUACCAAAUGCUUUACACAGGAGUGGACCGCCCACUGCUGCGCUCAGUCAAGGAUAGCCACCUGUCUCACGAUUGUAAAAUUGUCAAUGGUAUUCACAGAAUGAAAAUUUUAUCCAAAAUUGAAGAACUAAGAUCCACCCUAACAAGUCCAGCCUCUGCCCCGUAUGACAGUGUUGAUGCUUUGAGUUCCUCAGGUGUCCACAAACCCCCCAUUGAUGUAUUUAUUAGUUACAGGCGCUCUAACGGUUCCCAGCUAGCCAGUUUGUUAAAAGUUCACCUUCAGCUGCGUGGUUUCACUGUUUUCAUCGACAUAGAGAGAUUGCGUGCUGGCAAGUUUGAUGAGAGUUUGUUAGAGAGUGUCAAGCAGGCCAAGAACUUCAUCAUUGUACUCACCCCCAACUCAUUAGAUAGAUGCAUGGGAGACACAGAGAAGAAGGACUGGGUACACAGGGAGAUAACAGCAGCUAUUGAGGCAGGUAGUAACAUCAUACCUUUACUGGACAACUUCAAGUGGCCAGCACCUGACUCCCUACCAGAAGAUAUGAGAAAUGUGUGUUACUUUAAUGCAGUCAGAUGGAUCCACGACUAUCAGGAUGCAUGUGUUGACAAGCUAGAGCAGUUCCUCCGAGGGGAGGUCAACCCACAACAGAGAGUUCCAGCAGGUCCCUCAAGUACCCACAGUAGCAAUAAUACAACAUCAGUUCCCAGACAGUCCACAACAGCAUUUGAGAGUCCCAACUCACCUCCCUACCAACGGGCUCAGGGCUUAAGUAAAACUGCCUCCAUAGACAGCCCUGGGGAGUCUUGACCUUUCACCUUGUUGAACCUGACAUUAUUUAUAAAGAGUUGACUCCAUAUAUGAAGUAAAAUGUGAUCAUUCCUGAAGUUUUUGGCUUUGGUGGUAGAAACAUUGGCUGCUUUAAAUCCACAGACACAUAUCAUUUUAAUAUGUCAAAUAAGUUAAGGUGUCCAACUACUGAACUCAGUCUUGUUGUAUAAACUUCAACAAAAACAGUAGACUUGACAUCAUUAGUAGGCUGCAGCAAUGGUGUCUUGGGGGGGGGGGGGGGGUGUCACCCCCUCCUAGUGACACCACUGGACUUUAAGUAUAUUAGUUGAAUUAUAUAAAGCUAAAAUCCUUAUUGAUAAACUCAAUACAAUUUGUACCUGGAUGGUAUAAUUUUAAAUUUAAACAAUCUUUGAAUCUCCUAUCACAAAGAUUAUUUUUGUUGCCGAACUAGUUUCAAAAUUGCAUGGUUAAGCCUAGAUUAGCAUGUUGAUUGGGAUAAGUAAACUUGUAAAACAAAAACUACAAAAAUAAAAUAUUAAAUUAUGUGUAUUCCACCAGGCAAUAAUUUGUGCAACCCUAAACCAAUCAUAAUAGAAAACACUUGUAAAGAGCACCAUAGUGGUCCUCUCUAGGACACACAAAAGCCUGCCUCAUCUAGUCAGUAACACCAGGUACAUCCAGCACACAGAUUUAUGUUGUUGCUAUAUUUUCUGUUACACUACUCCAUCAACUUGCUGUUUAAAUUAAUCAUCUUUGCUUGCUCUAAGGCUAUAAUUUGUUCUGUUGUGUAAGCAGAUAUUUAUUAUUCCUACAUAUCUUAACAUUAGCUAAGAUAUGUGAAUAUAUAAUUAUAUAUAUGUAUAUAUAUAUAUAUAUAUAUAU